AUGACCCACACGCCCACGCCGCGCGUGCCCCGCCGCCUACCUGUGACGUGGUCGCUUCAGCCAUGGCUUCCGAAGGAAGAGUGUGAGGAUACUGCGGAAACGCACAAUUUGCCUUCCUGGCCCACAGUGGACAUGAGAGACCUGUCGUCGGCCGAGCUGCCAGAGGCAGAUGAGGAGCCUGCAGCUGAUUACACGCGGCAAUAUGCCGAAGCUGCCCAGCAUCGACUUUCCACUUUCUGGUUCGAUCUCGAUGUGGGUGAGAUCGACUGGGAUGCGACCUACUCCCAGGCACCAGUUUGCAAGUCCUUCGACGAAGGUCGCCAGUGUCGCCUUCGCUGCCCACAGGGAUUUGGUAUUCGCCUCCACGAGCCGGAUGAUCCGGAAAAGCUGAACUUCACGCUGAUGGAUG
Symbiodinium necroappetens is the source of this 409-nucleotide messenger RNA. NCBI's taxonomy places the organism in Eukaryota, Dinophyceae, Suessiales, Symbiodiniaceae. The record is from the annotation of a GenBank genome assembly.